AUCUGAGAAAAAUGAGACAUGACUUAAACCUAACACCAGUCCCAUCAUUCCGAAACUGGAACUCAAAUACGACGGACAGAAUGAGAAAGUGCUCCUUCUGUCUGAUACUCCUCAUCACGAACGAAUUUCUACUCAUCAGUGGAAAUAAAAACGAUCGAAGUAUAAAUACUAAAUCAGACUUUGGACUCACACAUAUGGAUAAUACCCAGAAGACAAUCUAUGCCGCCAAAAUUCCCAUUGCACUCUUCAAGGAACCAAUGCCUGAGAGAAAUCGUGCUAAAAGAAUGAUUUUCAGCGGAAGAAUCUCUUAUGAUCAUAAGGGUAAUCCCGUCAUAAGAAAUAAGCCGCGUAUUAAAAAUAAUUGGUUUUGGAACGUAUAUUAAAAAAGUUUUACUAAGAAUGUGUCACUUAGAAAAAGAUU
Messenger RNA from Drosophila suzukii, 421 nucleotides. The record is from RefSeq and is a predicted model, not a curated record. Lineage: Eukaryota; Metazoa; Arthropoda; Insecta; Diptera; Drosophilidae.